AUGAUGCAAGAUCGUGCUGUCGUCAAAAGGAAACGUGUUUGGUGGUUGGCUGAGGAAGAUAAUGGUAUUUAUGUUUACGUUGAAGAAGGAGAGGGAACUUUCCGUAAAGUUUCUAAACUCAUCAACAAGAAAACUGAAGAACCGUUGCAACAUGUAAAAGGGUGCAGGGCCUAUAAAGACGUGUAUAUAAAGUUUCUAUUUCAUCCAAAGAAUAAUGAUAAACCAGAAGCAUAUUUACUUGAACGAGAAAAGUUUGACUGCAACCGUUCUGAUUUCAGUAGAAAGCUGAAAGAAAGUGCAAGUACUUUAGAGUUUGUGACAAUGUUCAAUGACUUAUUCAGUUCAAUGAAUGCGUCUUCUAGUUUUGGAUCAACAUCACCGGAGAGAUUGUCACAUUCAAGUAGCAUUAGUGAUUCGGGUAGUGCGAGUCCCACUGAGGCUGUUCAUAUAAGUAUGUUGGAAAUGACAUCAAAAAAGAAGAGUAAAAAAAGGAGUUUGACAAAGUCGGUCGAAAUUAGUAGUUCUGUAUUAAAAAAGCAGAGGACCUCAAACUCCAAUGAAACUGACCAAGAAAUAAUUGCUGCUGAGGUAACAGGAGCUUAUUGUGGUAUGUUCCAAAUUGACAUUGCGGUUCUGCAAAUCAGGGACCAGAUCCGGGAGUCAGAUCCUGUGUUUUUAAAGAGCCUUGUGACAAAUAUGGUAGAGUUUGCAGAUGAGGCAUAUCAGCCUCUCUGUGUUGUGGUUAAGGAAGUUGGAUCUGCUGCAGACUUUGACAAGAAAAAGGUGAAUGGAUACAACUAUCAUGUAAUUGGUGGUCAGCACUGCUUGUUAGCUACCAAGGAGAUAGCUAAAACUGCCAAGUACCUGGCUGACGAAAGAUUCAAAAGCCGAAACUGUGUAGUAUAUGCUGGCUUGACUACUGAGCAGCAAAGAUGGCUUGCUGUGAAACACAAUUCAACAGGUGAAUUCAGACAUGCCAUCACAUUAAAAGACAAGGUUGAUGUUUGUAGACGGCAUAGAGGAGAUGUACCAGAUGAAGACAAGUUUCGAUGGAAGGCUUCCUGUGGUCUUAUUCUAAAUGAGAAAAAAGGAAGCCAGAACCUUGAGGUUGUAUGUUAUCUGGCAUCUCUUAAUCCAGAAAGUUAUGGAAUAUUAAAGGAAAUUUUUGAAAUGUAUGAAGAGGGAUCUCUAAAGAAACAAAAGCGUAAAAAUGAAAAUAAGUCAAAUCCUGACAUACCACCAUAUGUGUUUAGACCAUUAAGAUCAUUGGACAAUGAAACUGUGACAUUAUUACUAAAAGAUGUAAAAGAAAAAAAAUUAUCAAUUCAAGAAUUAAAAGAAGAGUCACAAUCAUUGUACAAAAUGUCACAUGUGCAGAAGGCAUUUGUACAAUUAAUGGAUUUAAACUCAUGGGAUGAAGCUGUGGCAAAGUUCCCAACAGAAACAACGAGAGAUGCCCUGGUUAGGUUUUCUACUGAAAAAUUUCGCCCAACCAUCCCAGACAUCUUUGUAAACCAUUGCCAAAGACUCCGUAUUGAGAAUCUGUCAGACAGCAGAGAGAAAACCCCUGCCAUUAUUCAUGGCAGAAAUUCUGUCAAAGCGUUUAUUGUAAAUGGAAACUCAAUGGAGAUAGUUCCUGAAGAACUCACUAAAAUUACAGGGCAUGUUACUGGUUUUGACCUUGUAAUUUUAGACACACCACAGAAUUGGCAAGAGAAAGACAUGCAAUCCUUUUUAGUAACAGUUAAAAAUGUCAAUAUAACCGCACGUCUGCCUAAUUACUGUAUGACCGUGUUAGGCGAAAUGGAAAAUCUGCCCACUAUAAAGCUACAGCUAACUGCAGCUGGAUGUACCAAAGUUGACACAGCAUUCUACUAUGUGGAAGAUGCAAUAUCAGAUUCUGUUACACUGACAAACUCCGUCCAUCCAGUGGUUGUAGGGUAUUGGGCAAGUGAUGGGAAGAUUAAAAGAACUAGCCUUAACAUCACAGAUGAGUUACCAAGUAACAGGCACAACUUUUGGAAAACGGUAAAGCCUGUCUUGGAUAAAGAUGGAGAUGGUGUCAUUGUCAACAGCACCCAGAAGAAUGUAGCACUAUUUGAAAAAAUGAUUGAAGUGUUUACAUACCCAAACCAAUGGGUGCUUGAUGCAUGUUGUGGAACAGGAUCUGCCAUUAUUGCUGCAAUGAAAUGUGGAAGAAACUGCAUAGGAUUUGAUAUUGAUGAAAAACAAGUUCAACAUGCGCUGAUAAAAUGUGAUUCUCUCAUUAUUAGUGAUGCAGAGGAUAGUGAAGCAGAAGAUUUAUAA
Molecule: messenger RNA, 2307 nt
Organism: Saccoglossus kowalevskii
Lineage: Eukaryota; Metazoa; Hemichordata; Enteropneusta; Harrimaniidae
Source: RefSeq, a predicted model, not a curated record